Linepithema humile (Argentine ant) is the source of this 1633-nucleotide messenger RNA. Its product is annotated as cytoplasmic dynein 2 intermediate chain 2-like. The record is from RefSeq and is a predicted model, not a curated record. Gene Ontology annotation, molecular function: dynein heavy chain binding; dynein light chain binding. NCBI's taxonomy places the organism in Eukaryota, Metazoa, Arthropoda, Insecta, Hymenoptera, Formicidae. Gene Ontology annotation, cellular component: ciliary plasm; cytoplasmic dynein complex. Gene Ontology annotation, biological process: intraciliary transport.
GUAAUCUAAAACAUUUUGUUUACGAGUAAAUACACAAUUAAAUUCUAAAACAAGAGAUAAAAGUGUGGAAAGAUUGAUUUUGUUAAAAAAUGUUUAACACAAAGUCCUUUGAUGUUGUGAGUUUCAAUUCAGAAUUGUCUACUACGAAGCUAGAAACAUCUGCAAAUGUUCAAACCACAGAAAUAGUUUAUGCUGCUGAUGAUACGCAAACCACAGAAACAAGAAGCGUUGCAAUUCAGACAACAAGUGAAGAAAAAGCAAAUGUACAAGUGGAUUAUGACAAGUUAGCAGGUUUUUUAAAAAAAGUAACACCUGGGAUUCUGGGAGCUCUCGAUGAAGCUUAUGGAACAAAUGCUUUUGAUGAUUAUGAUCCUAAUGUUACAGAAGGUUCCUUCGCUACUGUAGCGUUAUUGAAAAAGAUAAAUACUUCAAAAGAAUCCAAUACUCAAAUUAAAGUAAGUGACUUAUCAUGGAGCACUGUCGGUGGAACAUUGGCAGUAGGCUUAAGUCAUAUUUAUCACGAAGCUUGGUGUGACCAUCUUUCCACAAUUCAACUGUAUAAUCUUACAGUGGAGGAUAAUCUCACAGAUACACCUACUAAAACAUUAGAGACAAACGGAUGUGUCACAACACUAUGUUAUCACCCAACAGAACCUUCUAUUCUUGCAGCUGGAUUGUCCAAUUGGGAAGUAUUGGUCUGGAAUCUUAGAAAUGAUGAUUCUGUCACGCCAACGCACGUAUGUACGCACGGCGAUUGCGUAUCUCAAGUGUACUGGAGACCGAGAUCGGUAAAUGACGUAACUCUGCUGUUAACCUCCAGCAAGGAUGGAUACAUACUAAUUCAUAAAUUGACAGCUAAUUUUACAACCGCCCAACUGCAUAAACGAUUCAAAAUAGUCAAAGAACGUAAUCCAGUGGAAAAUGCGAGACCACGCAGCGCCGGAGGUACACGCGAACGUGCCGCGGAAGCGGGAUUAUGCAUUACGAGCUUCGAUUUCUCUCCAAAGCAUUCUAGCAUAUUCGUCGUUGGCACGUUAUGCGGCGGAAUUUAUAAAUGUAGUUUGGACAGUGUAACUCCUAUCGAGGGAGACAACACACUUAUAGAUCCUGUAAUCGACGAGUAUGAAAGACACGGAGGUAGCAUCACUUGCAUCAAAUGCGCGCCGUUGCGUGAUUUAUUCGUUAGCAGUGCUACCGACAAAGAAAUCCGUAUAUACAGUUUGGAUGAGCAUGUUAGUCAGCGAACCAUUUCUAUUGACAAUACAGUCGUGGGAUUAAUAUGGAUGAUCGGCAAUCAAGAUAUAUUCGCGGCGUAUGGAGCAGACGCGUUUAUAAAAUUCUACAACGUCACAGACGGCAAGUCCAUAACGUGCGCGAAUUUCGAGGUCACUGGCAAAGAAAGUAUCAGCAGCUUACGCAUCAAUUCCAAGAGAGAUAUGCUGGCUGUUGGAGAUGUCCGCGCAAACGUUGGAGUAUGGAAAUUUCCACGUCACUUGUUUUGAAUACAUCUCCGGCUGACGCAAUUGCUUGUGAUAUGUGCUGAAUGGAUUGACACUAUACGUUAUUGUAUUGCACAUACAUACAUACAUACAUAUAUAUGUUUUUACUGAAAUAAAUUAUUUGAAACAUUGAA